Clupea harengus (Atlantic herring) is the source of this 1801-nucleotide messenger RNA. RefSeq names its product junctional adhesion molecule 2a (gene jam2a). Gene Ontology annotation, cellular component: protein complex involved in cell adhesion; cell surface; plasma membrane. Gene Ontology annotation, biological process: leukocyte cell-cell adhesion. NCBI's taxonomy places the organism in Eukaryota, Metazoa, Chordata, Actinopteri, Clupeiformes, Clupeidae. The record is from RefSeq and is a predicted model, not a curated record.
GGGUCGGGAGGGGAGGGGUGACGGGUAGUGAACCACGGAGGGAGGAUAGUCGUAUGUUCACCGAGAAGUGCGAGCAAGCCUUGAAAACGGAUUCCCGGUGGGGUAGAUAACGGUCAUCACAAAGUGUAACUCCCGGUGAGUCGUCAUAGAAGUUUACAAGGAGAGAGCCGUGAAUUCUGGAGAAGUUCAAAUUCAUGGUAGGCCUUUCCGGACCGACCGACGGCCGUUGCGCGUGUAAACGGGACAGGACACUGACAUUCUGCUGUCAGCAUGGAGAAUUUAUCCACGUUCCCCUUUGUGUUUGUCAUUCUAUUACAGAUCUUGCCUUCUGCUCCAGUCACAGUCUUUACCACAGCACCUAUCGUAGAGGUCCGUGAGAGCCAAGCGGCAUCGCUGUCUUGUGAGUUCAAAACAGAGAAAGAUGAGCAGCCUCGGAUUGAAUGGAAGAAGACCAGAGGGACUUCGUCUUCCUCUCCAGACUUUGUCUACUUUGGGGAAGAAUUCAGAAAGAACUUUAAGGGCCGGGCUAGUAUGAGAGGGGCAACAGUAGUCUUGGAAGGGGUGACUCAGGAGGAUGCAGGCGAGUAUCGCUGUGAAGUCAGUGCUGCCUUGGACAACGUUCAGCUGGGAGAGGCCAACAUCACCCUUAUAGUGUUGGUGCCCCCCCAAAUCCCCUUGUGUGAGAUCCCGAGCCGGGCACUGACUGGCGCAGCGGUAGAGAUGCGCUGCAGGGAACACCAUGGUGUGCCCGCCGCCACCUACACCUGGUACAAAGACAAGAAGGCCCUGCACCUGAGUCCAGUCAACUCCACCUACACGCUCAACCCCAGAACUGGUGUGCUGAUGUUUACAUCUGUCACAAAGACAGACACUGGGCAGUACCACUGUGAGGCCAGAAACAAAGCAGGGCCGCCCAAGAGCUGCGAGGGGAUCCACAUGAAAAUUGAUGAUCUAAAUGUCCCAGCAAUCAUUGGAGGAGUGGUGGUGGUCUGUCUGGUUAUUGCGCUCUGCACCUUUGGAGCAUUUUAUGCCCAUAGACAUGGCUUUUUCAGUAAACACAGAGGAAGGUCAUUCUGGAUCACCCAGUGCCAAGGCGCAGCCCGCAUCAGCAGCCAGAACCUCCACAGAACUGAGGAUAUGAACACAAGGUACAGCCCUCCUCCAGAAGAGAAACAGCAGGACUUCAAACACACUCAUUCCUUUAUGCUGUGAUGGAUCCAAUGCCUUCAAAUGAGGAUAACUCACUCACUCUCACUCGUGUCCAUGCUGGAUGAUUAUGCCUUUCAGUCGGAAAGAUUCACAGACUCUGGGUCAGGUUACCAAGAUGGACAUCAAAAGUGGCCAAAAUAUUUUUGAACUCAUCAUUUUCACUUGUGUGGCUUUUUUGCUUUUCUCCACUGGCCAAACACACAAACCAAUGUGUCUUACACUCUUUCACUCUCGCUACUGGUGGCCUGGCCUUUGUUCAUUAAGACUUUUGCAUUGAAAAUUGCAUACAGGUGCCAUACUUUGAGGAUCUCGUUUUUCUGCCAAGAUAAGUGUACAGUGCAUAUAAAUGGAGCAGAGUGACGCUAUACGUUAGUUCAAUUAAUAACAGCUUUCAGUGAACAUAUUUAUGGUGCCUUAUUUUUUCUGGAGUGGUCUGCGUAUCUAUCUGAUGUGUAAAUAAUUUUGAGUUUCUUUGCCGUAAAGAAAAUUUGUAUGCUAUUUUUCCUUAAGAUUUGUAUGUGUAUGGAUGUGUGUAUGUAAGGAUGUUUUUGUUUCUGUACACUAUUGUCAGUAUUAAAAGGUUUUGUACAUA